This is a messenger RNA of Amphibalanus amphitrite, 2041 nucleotides long. RefSeq lists its product as uncharacterized. The record is from RefSeq and is a predicted model, not a curated record. Lineage: Eukaryota; Metazoa; Arthropoda; Thecostraca; Balanomorpha; Balanidae. The coding region runs from base 471 to 1853 and encodes 460 amino acids. The transcript has 2 exons.
GCAGUCUGGCUCGGGCACUGGUCCGGUCGGGUCGGCUCGGCUCUGCUGGAGGUCACCAGUGAAGAACAGCAACAGGCCCAGCGAUCGGCGAGAAAACUAGAUAGAAUCGUCUAACAAGUGGAUCGAGAUUGAAAACUGGAUUACGAGGACUGCGAAUCAAUUUCUUCCCGAGGAGCUACUGACGGAGCUGAUAGCACCGUCUGACAGACGACAGCACCGUCUUCCGAGUUUGGGAUAAACCAAGGAACUCGUAAAUCGGACCAAAGGAAAGAAGAUCAAAGGAAGAAGGAUAGAUACAGCAUUCAGUUUUCAUCAGCGUCGCUUACCAAGCCUUCAAGUGAACAUCUGGCUAUUGCCGAUAUUGAACGGUCGAUUAUAACAAUUGCAGUCACUGGUUAAUUAUUGUGAUAAUCAUCAUGACCAUUUGAUAGAGCUGUCGUAAACACAAACCACUGAGAAAACCUUCUGGUAUGAUUCACGCUCGUAGCUCUCGUGGGGUCACCCCUCGUUCCCUGGUCAACCGAAAAGCUCGGCCAGCUACGUUCCCAACCGGACCGCUUCUGUCACCCAGGCUUCCACCCUCAUCAAGCACGAUUUUCUCCUCUCGACCCAGCACUCAGACCGAACGAAAGUCGAAAUUCACACCGCUCGUCCGUGAAAAUCGUCCGGUGACGCCGAAAAUUGUCAUCGAACUGGCUGACUCCGAGCGGCCGACCGUGCCCGACAGCACAUCGCGGCGACCCAUGCAGGUGGCGCCACCGUCGCUAAAGAGCUUGCCACAGAUGUCGCUGCGGUCGGGUCGGAGCGGGAUCGGCUUCAGAGGUAACGGUGACGACAGCAGUUGUAUAGGGAAAGCAAAGGUCGACACAGACUCCCAUCAGACAUACCAACGAGCCCCCAUGUCCACUCUCAGCCCGACUGUGAUCCCCAGAAGAAGGCGAAGUACCUCGUUUGCGGGGAGAGAAACAAUGACGCCUCGCGAAGCGAUUGGUGCGACACAAGGACAUGCUCGACGUGCUUCGCAGCCACUACCUACCACAACUCUGCUGGCGCCGCUGCACAGCUUCGAACGACGUGGAUCGGGGCCGCCAUCAACGACGUCAACGCGACUGCGAAGACGUGGCACGCCUCUAUUCACAGGCGUGGACACGGGAAAAGGAGGCGCCAUGUCCACACAACGCCGUCAUAGUGAAAUCAUCGCCAACAGACCCCUGAUGGCGCCACCUCUCCGCGCGCUUCGUCGUCUCUCCAGCGAGCCGGACGCAAUGGUUCCCAACAUUCGCCACAGAGACACCUAUAGGCGAGAUUCAGAAACUCAGCCUCGCAAGCGCGCCGCAGAGGUCGUGGUCUCCGACCUCCGUAACGGGAACGUGUCGGCUCCGACGAUGCGUCUGCUGGGGCUGGUACAGCGCGUGCCGACCCCGGGUCGCGUGCGAUGCCUGCUGCGUCGUUACGACGCGCCGCCGGUGGACGUUCUCAGUGAGCGCUCGCGCCGCGUCACGAUUCAGUUCCACAACGAGCACCCAGCUACGCCGGAGGUGACACGAGCCAGGUCACUCUCCAUGCCAGCUAUGGAGUAUUCCGAAAGAGGUGGUGGUAUCGUCUGCAAGACAAACGAUAUCAUGCGCCUACAGCAAGCGUUCGGAAAAAUCGACGGAACGGAGGAGCGACCGUCAACCUCGGCCGCUACUAGCGACCCUGGCGGCAGCUUGGAUAAUCAGAGGAGCCGACUGUCGACAACAGAUGGCAGUGUCGUUCCUUGGGAAGGAAACGACAUGAUGGUUAAUGUUUGGGCUCUGGGCAAAGCUCUGGAGGAUUAUCUGAAUGUUUCUGAGCGGGGCGCCUCACAUUGAGGAGCUCGAGCUCUAUCGCUGUGAUCGUUGGAAACACUGAACGUAGCCGUCUAAAGUUGUUGUUUGUAAUCUUUAUAACUUCUACAUCAAUCUAUUUUACAUGUUCCCUUUCUGAAUAAAGACAUUUAUGAAUUGAUGCCGGAAAGACGGGUGAUCAGGGAAAUAUAUUCAUCUCUAGGCUGAAGAUA